AUGAUAAAAGUUCUUUUACUAUUUGCAUGUUGUAUUGUUUACAGUCAAUGUGAUAAUUGUCGCGUAUGCAUCAUUGGUUCAACUUGUACAGAUGAUUAUAUUCAUUUUAAUAUUUCAAUAUCAAAUGAAUGUCAAAGUCCACUAGCUACCUAUUUUAGUUACAAUACUGAUGUCGAGUCAGAAAAACAUUAUUUAAAUGAAACAAUCAAUUGUCAAAAUUGCGAUGUUGAUCUUAGUAUUGAAACUAUUAAUGAUGCAUGGGAUUAUAUGUUAACACUUGAAUCACCUCAAUCAACAAAAUCAUGUUCUAUUCGUAAAGCUCGUUGUGGUGGAUAUACAUCACGAUAUAUAUGGAUUGGUACUGUUAGUCUUUCGGGUUUAUUCGUUGUGCUUGGUACUGUAUUAUGUAUUGUUCGAUAUUGUCGUACUCGAAAACCAACAAAUCAUACUAUACAGUAG
Molecule: messenger RNA, 459 nt
Organism: Rotaria socialis
Lineage: Eukaryota; Metazoa; Rotifera; Eurotatoria; Philodinida; Philodinidae
Source: the annotation of a GenBank genome assembly